CCAAAGUCUCACACUACAUCUAGUACGACUGUCAGAGCAGUGGCCACUAGGUUGCAAAACAAACAAGCCCCAAGAGGUUUCGAGGACCCGGAUGAUCCCGCCCUCAGAGCAGAGCCGGAAGAGGGCGGGACAAACCGGAAGGAGGUGAAAUGCUUUCAGUAGACACUCCAUGGCUGUGAAGAUGGCGGCAGCUGCGUGGCUUCAGGUGUUACCUGUCAUUCUUUUUCUUCUGGGGCCUCAAUUGUACCCAUUGUCGCUUUUCGGCGUAGGGCUGGCACCCGUUUCUGCUGCCGACCGAUCCAAGUGGCACGUUCCGAUACCGUCGGGGAAAAAUUAUUUUAGUUUUGGAAAGAUCCUUUUCAGAAAUACCACUAUCUUCCUGAAAUUUGAUGGAGAACCUUGUGAUUUGUCUUUGAACAUUACCUGGUUCCUGAAAAGUGCUGAUUGUUACAAUGAAAUUUACAAUUUCAAGGCAGAAGAAGUAGAGACAUAUUUGGAAAAACUUAAGGAAAAAAGAGGCUUGUCUGGGAAAUACCAGACAUCAUCAAAAUUAUUCCAGAACUGCAGCGAACUCUUUAAAACACAGAGUUUUUCUGGGGAGUUUUUGCAUCGGCUACCUCUUUUAGGAGAAAAACAGGAGGCUAAGGAUAAUGGAACAAAUCUUACCUUUAUUGGAGACAGAACUGUAAUGCACGAACCAUUGCAAACCUGGCAAGAUGCACCUUACAUUUUUAUUGUACAUAUUGGCAUUUCAUCCUCAAAGGAAUUAUCGAAAGAAAAUUCACUAAGUAAUCUUUUCACCAUGACUGUUGAAGUGAAGGGUCCCUAUGAAUAUCUCACGCUUGAAGAUUAUCCAUUGAUGAUUUUCUUCAUGGUGAUGUGUAUUGUCUAUGUCCUGUUUGGUGUUCUGUGGCUGGCAUGGUCUGCCUGCUACUGGAGAGAUCUCCUGAGAAUUCAGUUUUGGAUUGGUGCUGUCAUCUUUUUGGGAAUGCUUGAGAAAGCUGUCUUCUAUGCAGAAUUUCAGAAUAUUCGAUACAAAGGAGAGUCUGUCCAAGGUGCCUUGAUCCUUGCAGAGUUGCUCUCAGCAGUGAAACGCUCCCUGGCUCGAACCCUUGUCAUCAUAGUUAGUCUGGGAUAUGGCAUAGUCAAGCCUCGCCUUGGAAUCACUCUUCACAAAGUUGUGGUAGCAGGAGCCCUCUAUCUUUUGUUUUCUGGCAUGGAAGGGGUCCUCAGAGUUACAGGGGCCCAGACUGAUCUUGCUUCCUUGGCCUUUAUCCCCUUGGCUUUCCUAGACACUGCCCUGUGCUGGUGGAUAUUUAUUAGCCUGACUCAAACAAUGAAGUUAUUAAAACUUCGGAGGAACAUCGUAAAGCUCUCUCUGUAUCGACAUUUCACCAACACGCUUAUCUUGGCAGUGGCAGCAUCCAUUGUGUUUAUCAUCUGGACAACCAUGAAGUUCAGGAUAGUGACUUGUCAAUCGGACUGGCGGGAACUGUGGGUGGACGAUGCCAUCUGGCGGUUGCUGUUCUCCAUGAUCCUCUUCGUCAUCAUGGUUCUCUGGCGGCCAUCAGCAAAUAAUCAGAGGUUUGCCUUUUCACCAUUGUCUGAAGAAGAGGAGGAAGAUGAACAAAAGGAACCUAUGCUGAAAGAAAGCUUUGAGGGAAUGAAAAUGAGAGGUACCAAACAAGAACCUAAUGGAAAUAGUAAGGUAAAUAAAGCACAGGAAGAUGAUUUGAAGUGGGUAGAAGAGAAUGUUCCUUCUUCUGUGACAGAUGUAGCACUUCCGGCCCUUCUGGAUUCAGAUGAGGAACGAAUGAUUACACACUUUGAAAGGUCCAAAAUGGAGUAAAGGAUGGGAAGAUCUGAAGUUGAAGAUGGCUAGUAUCAGGGAAGAGAUCAGCUUCUUUGUCAGUCUUCUCCAUUGUUCCAUGGGAUUAAAGGAGGCAGUGACAUCCUGAUCUGUUCCUUGGUCUGUGUGCAUUGGAGCUGGCAAGAGGUGUCAGAACAAGGAGAAUAUCUUAUUGAAAAUACGUUCAUAGGAUGAGAAAAAUCUACAAGCUUAUUUACAACAUUGAUGCCCUUUCCCUCCCAAAUCCUGACGUGGAUGUUUAUGCAACUUAUGUGUUGUUCCUGAACUUUAUAUGUUUCAGUUGUUUAAUAUGUCAAACUAAAAGGUUUAAUGUCUUCUAAAGGACUUUGCCAUCAACACCAUAAUAUGUAAUCUCCAGGAGCAACUGCCUGUAAAUUUUAUUUAUUUAGGGAGUUGCAUAGGUCAUAGAGGAGAUUGUUAAUUGUCUUUCAGUUUUCUGGGAAGUUUAGGUCACAUCUUGCAGAGGUAGUUUUGAAUAAAAAGAGCCCUUCUGAGUAAAGGAGCUAUGGUUCUAUCAAUGAUCAAAA
Molecule: messenger RNA, 2397 nt
Organism: Urocitellus parryii (Arctic ground squirrel)
Lineage: Eukaryota; Metazoa; Chordata; Mammalia; Rodentia; Sciuridae
Source: RefSeq, a predicted model, not a curated record